CCGCGGGCGGCGCUUUCUCCGCUGCCAGCGCCGGCCGCGCGUGCCCCGCGUCCCCUCCGCCGUCCCCUCCGCGCGUCCCUCGCGUCCCUCUCCGCCAUCCCCGCCAUCCCCGCCGCGCAGCAUGGCCGGGCUGGGCGGCGGCCUCGCCGCCUUCGGGCGCUGCACGCACGCCGUGGUGCGGGCGCUGCCCGAGUCGCUGUGCCGGCAGGCGCUGCGCAGCACGGCGGGCCCCGAGGUGGACUUCGCCCGCGCGGAGAGGGAGCAUCAGCUGUACGUGGGUGUGCUGCGGGGCAAGCUGGGGCUGCAGGUGCUGGAGCUGCCGGCCGACGAGAGCCUCCCCGACUGUGUCUUCGUGGAGGAUGUGGCCGUGGUCUGCGAGGAGACGGCGCUGCUGACCCGCCCGGGCGCGCCCAGCCGCCGGAAGGAGGUGGAAGCCAUGAAGAGAGUACUGGAAAGUCUCAACCUUAAUAUAGUUGAGAUGGUGGAUGAAAACGCAACCUUGGAUGGUGGAGAUGUCUUAUUCACAGGCAGAGAAUUUUUCGUAGGUCUUUCCAGGCGGACAAAUCAACGUGGUGCAGAAAUUCUGGCUGACACAUUUAAGGAUUAUGCUGUCUCCACAGUCCCUGUUCAUGAUUCUUUGCAUCUGAAGAGCUUUUGCAGCAUGGCUGGACCAAAUUUGAUUGCUAUUGGAUCAAGUGAAGCUGCACAGAAAGCCCUUAAGACCAUGCAGCAGAUGAGCGACCACCGCUACGACAAGCUGACAGUGCCUGACGAUGCCGCGGCGAACUGCAUCUACCUGAACAUUCCCAGCAAAGGGCACGUGCUGCUGCACAGGGCCCCUGAGGAGUACCCAGAGAGUGCAAAGGUAUUUGAAAAGCUGAAGGACCACAUGCUGAUCCCAAUAGCCAACACAGAACUGGAGAAAGUAGAUGGGUCACUCACCUGUUGCUCUGUGCUUAUUAACAAAGCUUCAGAAUUAUGAGUUUACAGAAUCCCUCCCUUGUAACUGGCAAUAAUGUUACACACAAGGUAGACGAAUCUGUAUCCACACUUUUAUUGUUUUUAUUGACAAUCUACUGUACCACUGUGCUACUAACCCUUGUUUACAAAUUUUUUGCAUUGUGAAUUUUUAUUAUGUCCUUGCAGAUGGUAUUUAAGGUGGAUGUAGGGUUUGUUGGGAGCACAUAACUCUGAAGUAAGUUAGUCCCAUGGGCUAGCAGAAGACAAUUAUAAUGGCUAACCCUUAGCUUUAGUGAUUUAACAUAUCAUUGUGAAAGUUUUAUGAAACUCAGCUAAUUCUCAGUAUUUCGAGCACCUCUGUUGUCUUUACACUGUUCCCUCCUGUCUUCUCUUGCUUCCCUGCUCUUGUUUUUUUUCCUUCCUCAGUCUUUGACUUUCAGUGGUGCAAAGUAUUAGGGGGACUGAAGCAAAUUCAGUGGGCUCAGGAACCAAGUACCUUUUGUGGUAUGGAAGCUUUCCAUGCACUAGCUGGAAGAGUGCUCUCUGUCCUGGCCACAUCACAGUGCUGCUGCUGGCCAGAGUUGUGGCUGGGAUCCAUUUCAGACAUCAGGUGCCAGCUUUGGAAAAACUUCCUCUGAUGGGAGCCUUCAAGGGCAAUGGAAAACUGUGAAACUUGCAUGACAGAAGAAGAGAAUAUUGCAACCACACAAGUUGUCUCCUGCACAUUCAGGUCCCAGUUUUCUGCUAAGACCAUGACUUUCAAAGUGGUGAGAAUGGGAGAGGAAUUUUUAGAAAGGCCAGAUCCUAGGAAGCCUCUGGACCACAAAAAUUAAAUGCAGAGAUACAAAAGAAAUCUAAAGUAUGGGGGAGUUAAAUCUCUUUGCAUCUUAAAAUUUGUUUCUCCUUUCUGUUUUCUCCUCUUUUAGAGGCCACUUACUAACAAAAUUCAAAAGAAAAGGCUGAUAGAAGGAGUUGAAGGACAGCUAUUCCUGGAUUAUGCCCAUGAAUAAGGGAAGCUAUUUUUUCCUGGAAGAUUGUCAUUUUUUCUUUAUCUGCCCUUGGGACAGUUUUCCUUGGAACAAUAACCAUCUUAUAUUUUUUUAGCGGCAUGAAUAUUCACUGUGGUAUUCAGUUAAGGCAAAUAUAAUUUUUGUAGCAAAUUCCUCAACAUGUUUACCCAUUGAGUCAUAGCUUCUUUUUUUUUUUCACCACUGCAAAGUGAAGCACACACCAUUGUAUUCACAUGCUUCUUGUUAAAUCAUUUGUAAACUAAGGAUGGGAGCAAUUCCCAAACAGAGGCAGUAGUGGGAACUCUCCAGAGACUGACAAAUAGUCUGAACAUGUUAUCAGUUUCCUAGACAUCUCCUCCACCUUUCCUGAACCACUUGUGGCAUGUUGCUGAGGUACAGUAGGAAGUGAGUGAGGGGGCUUGGCCAGUGUGGUCUGCAGGAAAGCAAACAGUAUUAACCAAAUGCCCACUGGGAUUUCCUUUGGAAACCUGCAUGCUGUUUUGUGCAGUCAUAAGGAAGGAAACACCAGUACUCAUAGGUUCUCUCUGACAUAUCUCAGUGGUAAUGAGAGGAAAACCCCCUGGCAGCUGCCAGAGUCCACCUGAUGCUCGUGGGUGCACUGUUUGUUGUGAUGACACCAGGUAUCGUGGGGCAGAGAGCAGUGAUGAGUGAAUACAUUGUAUGUGAAAAGAGUGUGGCCCAAAGGAAGUUCUUCAGCCAGCCAAACAGCACAUGGGGAGUUUUUUUAUUUAUGACUCUUCUGUCCCAAAGGGUUAUCCUAAUGUUUCCCCUUUGUCUCUUCCAUUCCCAUGCACCAUCAUUUAAACCUGAGCCAGGUGAUCAGGCUCUAAGGAUGUAAAUGUUGCAGUGGGGAAUCUUUCUCUGCCUUCCCUUGGUGCUCUUUAAAUAUUUGAUAAAGUAUCACACAUUUCAAAACAACUUGACAUUGAACAGAGAUUUUGUGCCAAGAAGUGGCCCUGCAGUAUUGAGCUGUGAGCUCCUAAAGGCAAGCUGAACUUUGUUAAAAGCCUGUGCAGCUGUGGGAGCUGUCAAAGAUGAAACAGCCCCCCCAUCCCAACUUUUCCAUGUACCUCCUGGGGCCUGGCCCCCAUCCAUGUCCUUCAUCCCUCUUCCCUCCUCUUGGUGGGAGCCAGAGCAUCCAGCUACACUGGGAGUGUUAGGCUGUAGGAUCUCUAUUUUAUUUAUCACUAAAUAUUUCUGUAGUGUUGGUUUUUUGGUAUUUUUCUUCUCCCACCCUCUCUCAUGUCUCACCUCUCUCCUUCCUCAGACUCUCCAGUUUGCUCAUCAAGCCAUACCUUUUAAUCCCAAGUGAUUUUGCUUUCUGUUGCCUCAGUUCUUUCUUGAGACUUUUUCUUCACUUCUUCACUGUUCACUCCACAGUAUCCCAAGCCAUGAUGGACUAUCCUAAACUCACUCCCUCCUUGAGCAGCUGCCAGGAGAGAGGAAAAACUAAGGGGUUUGCUUUGGAUCUUUUGAGCUGGAAGGAUGACAGCAGGAGCUGUAGAUCCACAGAGUAACAAGGGUGACUUCUCUUUUUAAGAUUCCUCUAGAAAAAAAGGAACCAUUUCUGGUGACACUGCUUUGUGUCCUUGAAAGCCUAGAAUGGGUGACAAGGAAUUCCUCUGACUCACUAGGGGAGGGAGAGGAGGAGUUGGGAUUUCAGAGCUGAGAAACAGCUGUGAAGACAGAAAGGUUGGUUUUCCAUCCCUUGCCAUUUAGAUUUCCUUGGCUUCUGGGCUGCAUUUUGGUACACAGAAAGCAAGGCAGCGACUGAGGGACCUGAACUCCUUCAGUUGCUGUAUUCAAACUGUCUAACUUCAGGCACAAAAUUUAGGUGCUCUAAAACCACACCUGCUUUCUCUCUCAGCCUCAGUAGGAAUCACAGCCUCUUAACAUAGAUGCACUAAAUUACAUCUUAGUCUGAUGCCAAAAGUUACCUAAGCUGGUCAGUGGGAUCACCCUCACCUCACAGCUUCUCCUGGUAAUCUUUAUUCUGGCAUUAGAGAGGAAGAUAUUGUGAGCAGUUCAGUUAUGUAUUUGCAGUAUGGUACUAAGAACUAAAAUCAUGCCAAAUGCUUCUUGUUGUUGCUGUUUGCUGUUUAUUUUUCUGUUGCCCAAACAAAGAAUUCAGUUGUGAGGACAUUUCUGCAGUGACUCGUGUAUCUAAUGCAUGUCCUGUACAUUUUGUCACCAGAACAUUUCUCAGAUGCCUGAUAUAAAUCAUCAUUCUUGAUUAAUACAAAUAAAAUCCCAAACCAAAAAAGGAGAUGAGACACUGAAUACUGAUAGCUCCCACAUAAAACUCUUGAUAACAACUGUCGGGCUGUAUAACAGAGCAGACUUGUACAGAAGUUCUUGUGGUAAUAGCUCAGCAGAGGGGCUUGAAUUACUCAUCAAAGGAUUUUUCCUUUCAGCAAUCAGUUUAGCUGAGCUGAAAUGAAAGAACCAGAAUGUGCAUUAUGGAUAUUCCAUGGAUGUUAUCUUUUCUAAGAGUUUAGGGAGAUCUGUGAUAUGUGGGUUUCUUUCUUCAACAGAAUGUGAAUACAGUGUCUCUCUCUGUAAUGAAAAUGUGAAUGCAUAUUGUAUCUUAUGAGAUAAACUUGAAUUCUUCCAUUUAUGUAUUUUUGUGUUUACCAUGCUAAUAUUCAGUUUUAAAUAGAUGCCACUGUGUGAAGCUACGCUCUGAUUUUUUUGCUGAUUUCCAUGUGAUAAUAAUAGAUCUCACAGGCACCACUAUGUCCAGUUUUGAAAGCAAAAAUCCAGUCUACAGAAUGCUGUUCGUUCACAGCAAAUUGGAAAAUACACAAAAAAAUGAGCUUUUGGUUUUGUUCAGCUUCAUAUGUGUUUUAUCAAUGAAGUCAGAGCCAAAUGAAUGGAAAAUAUUAAUACCCACAUGGAACCAUUUGAGGAAAAGAAUUUACUAUUUAAGAUUGUCUAUUUUUGCUUUUAUCAAUAAGGAAGCUGAAAAGAUAAGCCUGCUUAAAGAAUGGUAUUUGUUAAGUGAUUGUGAACAAAGUAUCAGUGGACCUCAUGUAUUUUCAGAGAAGUUUUAACUGGACGUGUGAUGUAAAUUGUAUAGAGUUGUAUGUGAAUUGUGUUAGUCACUGUUUUACAUUGUAUUGUUCUGCAGUGCACAAAUGUGACUACUGAGCACAGAAUAUUACAUUCAUUAAACUUAAACUCUUGUUGCAGUAUAUAACUCCCCACUUUUUGUGCCAAAAACAUCAAUACAUUCCAUAAUCAGUUCUAAUAGAGGUUUGCACUUUGAUUUUUUUUUUUGUGAUUCUUGCAGUUUCAAUACUAUAUAUCUCCAUCAUGAAGGAAUAAAGUGUCAGUUGUACCAUG
Molecule: messenger RNA, 5336 nt
Organism: Oenanthe melanoleuca
Lineage: Eukaryota; Metazoa; Chordata; Aves; Passeriformes; Muscicapidae
Gene: DDAH1
Product: dimethylarginine dimethylaminohydrolase 1
Exons: 6
Coding region: 122-982 (286 amino acids)
Biological process (GO): arginine metabolic process; positive regulation of nitric oxide biosynthetic process
Molecular function (GO): amino acid binding; dimethylargininase activity
Source: RefSeq, a predicted model, not a curated record